AUGGAGAAGUUUUUGAAGUACGCAAGCUUUUUCUACACAGUAGUGGGUAUACGGGUCCAUACCAAUGGUGAAGAGUCGAGAAUGGACAGACUUAGAUAUCGCAUUGUGUUUUGGGCCAAUGUGAUCAACCUGAGCACCGUUGCAAUAUGUGAGAGCAUCUACGCAUACAGUGCCUUCAAGGAUAAUAAGUUCCUGGAAGCCGUCACUGUGAUGUCCUACAUGGGCUUCGUCUUCGUUGGGUUGAUGAAGAUGUUCUUCAUCCGGUGGAAGAAAUCGGCUAUAGCUGAACUGAUAAAUGAACUGAAGGAGAUCUAUCCGAGGGGUUCAGUCCAAGAGGAAAGAUACAACCUGCCGAUGCACCUGGGCACCUACUCCAGAAUCAUCUUUACAUAUUCCUUGCUCUACUCGGUUCUGAUCUGGACAUUCAACUUAUUCUGUGUAAUGGAGUAUUGGGUCUACGAAAAGUGGCUCAACGUUCGAGAGGUGGGCAAGCAGUUGCCGUACCUCAUGUAUAUUCCUUGGAAAUGGCAGGAUAACUGGUCGUAUUACCCACUGUUAUUAAUCGAGAAUUUCGCAGGACUUACUUCUGCAGCUGGACAAAUUUCAACCGAUAUCUUGCUCUGCGCUGUAGCCACUCAGUUGGUAAUGCACUUCGACUUCCUUUCAAAUAGUAUGGAACGCCACGAACUGAGUGGACAUUGGAAGAAGGACUCCCGAUUCCUGGUGUAUAUUGUUCGAUAUCACGAACGUAUCAUCCGCAUUUCGAAUGUAAUGAACGAUAUAUUCGGAAUACCACUACUACUCAACUUCAUGGUAUCAUCGUUCGUCAUCUGCUUUGUGGGAUUCCAGAUGACUGUCGGAGUGCCGCCGGAUUUAGUUGUGAAGCUAUUCCUCUUCCUUGUCUCUUCGAUGAGUCAGGUCUACUUGAUUUGUCACUAUGGUCAACUGCUGGCCGAUGCUAGCCAUGGAUUUUCGGUGGCGACUUAUAAUCAGAACUGGUAUCAAGCCGAUGUGCGCUAUAAACGAGCCCUGGUUAUUAUAAUGGUUAGAUCGCAGAAGGUGGUUUUCCUAAAGGCCACUAUAUUUUUGGAUAUUACCAGGUCCACUAUGACAGAUCUGCUUCAAAUAUCAUACAAGUUCUUCGCCCUGCUGCGCACCAUGUACACCCAAUAG
Messenger RNA from Drosophila teissieri, 1173 nucleotides. RefSeq names its product odorant receptor 85b (gene Or85b). Gene Ontology annotation, biological process: detection of chemical stimulus involved in sensory perception of smell; sensory perception of smell. The coding region runs from base 1 to 1173 and encodes 390 amino acids. The record is from RefSeq and is a predicted model, not a curated record. Gene Ontology annotation, cellular component: plasma membrane. Gene Ontology annotation, molecular function: olfactory receptor activity; odorant binding. The transcript is spliced from 3 exons. Lineage: Eukaryota; Metazoa; Arthropoda; Insecta; Diptera; Drosophilidae.